Messenger RNA from Capsicum annuum, 3106 nucleotides. Its product is annotated as probable receptor-like protein kinase At4g39110. Gene Ontology annotation, cellular component: plasma membrane; plasmodesma. NCBI's taxonomy places the organism in Eukaryota, Viridiplantae, Streptophyta, Magnoliopsida, Solanales, Solanaceae. Gene Ontology annotation, biological process: protein autophosphorylation. The record is from RefSeq and is a predicted model, not a curated record. Gene Ontology annotation, molecular function: ATP binding; transmembrane receptor protein tyrosine kinase activity.
UUGGCAAAAUGUUCCACCAAAAAACCUGGCGAUAAUAUUGGCCAAACCAGACAGAAUUGAAACUUCUCACAUUCAGCCCCCUUCCAUUUUUUUUUUUUUUUUUUUUGCAUAUCUUUAGGUUUGGGGAAAAUCAUCAAGGGGCUGGAGAUGAAAAGGAAACAUAAACUACCACCCCUACACCAUACCCCUACCCCUAUCAUGUCACUAUCUUCAGGCAUGCACAUUUUAUUGGUAUUUUUCUUUUUCUUUAUCACAAAUCCAUGUCAUUCUCAUGUCUCUGCUCAUGAUGAUGCUGCAUCUGCACGAUCUUUUCCAUCUUUUACCCCACAAGACAAUUACCUUGUUGAUUGUGGUGCCACUUCCCCUAUCACACUUCCUGGGAACAAAGUUUUUCAACCUGAUCAAAAUGCAGCCAAAUAUCUUUCUUAUAGUGGUAAGGACAUUCAAGCAUCUGCUUCGGAAAAAAUUAACGUUCCUUCAACUAUAUACCUUAAUGCAAAAAUCUUCACAACCGAAGCUACGUACACGUUUCAUGCUAGUAGUCCUGGUUUGCAUUGGAUCAGAUUACAUUUUUGGCCCUUUAAGUACAAUGAGUACGAUCUCGAAACAGCUAAAUUUUCUGUUCGAACGGAUAUGUUAGUCCUCAUCCGUGACUUCCAAAUCGGGAAAGGUGAGGCUACUGUCAAAGAGUUUGUUGUUAAUGUCACCAAGGAGCGUUAUGCUAUUAAAUUUGAACCAGCUAAAGGGUCUACGGCAUUCGUUAAUGCCAUCGAAUUUGUUACUAUCCCUGCCAAGAUGCUUGAUUAUUCUGUACCUGUACUUUUUCCCGUAUCACAAAAAUUUGAUCUUUCUAAAAGUAACUUUGAGACUAUGUAUAGGCUUAAUGUUGGGGGUCCUGCUUUGGAUUCAGCUAAUGAUACUCUUGGACGAAAUUGGGUGUCUGAUGCACAAUUUCGAAACAACUCCACAGGUGAAGAGGUAUCUACACAACCAUCUUCUAAAUAUUUGAAAUCAUCAGGAGGUUCCCCAUUGAUUGCUCCACCUGCAGUUUAUAGCUCUGCUGUAAAGAUGGGAGAUUCAGAAACUACACUUCCCAAUUUUAAUAUAUCAUGGACUAUGGACAUUGACACAGUAUUUCCCCACUUGAUUCGCCUACAUUUCUGCGAUAUUAUUAGCAAAGCGCUUCAUGAACUCUAUUUCAACGUGUACAUUAAUGAAAAGAUGGCCAUUUCUGGGCUGGAUCUGUCAUCAUUGACAAACCAUUUGUCUACAGCCUUUUACAAGGAUUUUAUAGUAGAUUCCACCAUGGUAUCAAACCCACUCGUCAUCCGUGUUUCUCCUGUGAAAGAUGCCCAAGGUUUUAGAAAUGCAAUUUUAAAUGGCCUUGAGGUGUUUCGGAUGAAUAACUCAGUGGGUAGCUUAGAUGGGGAAUAUGGUGUUGAUGGAAAAAAACAAAAUGGCCCAAGCAAAACAGUGGCUUAUGUUGGAUUUGCAAUGAUGUUUGGAGCCUUUGUGGGGUUGGGUGCAAUGGCUGUUAAAUGGCAGAAGAGACCUCAAGAUUGGCAAAAGAGGAAUAGUUUUUCAUCUUGGUUGCUUCCAGUUCACGCUGGCGAUAUGACUUUUAUGUCAUCAUCAUCGCGCAGGAGCCAAUUCUUCUCAUCAAAAAAUAUGGGCUUAGGUCAAUACUUUACUUUUGCUGAAUUGUCAGACGCCACCAGAAACUGGGAACCUAGUGAAAUAAUCGGAGUUGGUGGCUUUGGAAAUGUUUAUUAUGGAGAACUUGAUGAUGGGACGAAAGUUGCUGUCAAGAGAGGCAAUCCACAAUCUGAACAAGGCAUAAAUGAAUUCCAGACUGAAAUUCAAAUGUUAUCUAAGCUAAGGCAUCGCCAUUUAGUGUCGUUGAUUGGGUAUUGUGAUGAAAGCGCUGAAAUGAUAUUGGUUUAUGAGUUUAUGCAAAAUGGUCCAUUGAGAGAUCAUCUCUAUGGAAAGGAUAUGCCACCUUUAUCUUGGAAACAAAGAUUAGAUAUCUGCGUUGGUGCUGCCCGUGGGCUUCAUUACCUCCACACAGGUGCAUCUACUGGGAUUAUACAUAGAGAUGUCAAAACCACCAACAUUUUGCUUGAUGAAAAUCUCAUUGCCAAGAUGGCUGAUUUCGGACUAUCAAAAGAUGGCCCUACCACGGAGCAGACUCAUGUGAGCACUGCUGUCAAGGGAAGUUUUGGCUACUUGGAUCCUGAAUACUUUAGGAAGCAGCAACUGACAGACAAAUCUGAUGUCUACUCAUUUGGGGUGGUACUUCUUGAAGCCUUAUGCGCUCGUCCUGCUAUUAAUCCAGCAUUACCAAGAGAGCAAGUGAAUUUGGCAGAAUGGGCAAUGCAGUGGAAAAGAAAAGGAUUAUUGGACAAGAUCAUUGAUCCGACACUUGUAGGACAUAUUGAUCCAGAGUCGAUGAAGAAAUUUGCAGAAGCAGCAGAGAAGUGUUUGGCUGAAUAUGGUGUUGACAGACCUUCUAUGGGUGAUGUUUUGUGGAAUUUGGAGUACGCGUUGCAGCUGCAACAAGCCUCAUUAAAAGGAAAGGCCGAGGAUGAAAACAGACCAAUUGUUACACCAAUUUCUCCUGCUACAAUUGUCCAUGUUGCUGUUGUUGCUGAUAACCAACACAUUUCUUCAUUAGAGCAGCAUAGAGAUCCUACAGAGGUUCAAGCCAUUGAUGAGAAUUCGGGGACUGCUAUAUUUGCUCAAUUUGCUCCUCUCAAUGGAUGAUAAAAGGAAGGAACACUUGGCUUGUUUGAUAGACAAAUCGAGAAUCUACAACAGGUUAUAUAUGAAAUACGUGUGUAUGCUUAUGUAUGUGCUGAAAUUCAGCUUUUUUAUAGAUGCCAUUUUGCUGAAAGAAUUAAUUAAGAGCUGAAUUUUACUUCAAAACAAUGUAUUCUUUCACAUAAUUUACUACUUCACCACAUUAUUUUUCUUUUUUUAUAUUGGUAUAUCCUGCAUCCUUUAGUUUCUUUCUUUGAGAUAUAUUGAAAAGCUCAAUCAGCGGAUCUAUCAUGUAGUUCUUUAAGUAUUUGUAUCAUAUUUUUAUAAAUCAUUAUUGUUAGUACUA